This is a messenger RNA of Mytilinidion resinicola, 1110 nucleotides long. Its product is annotated as glycoside hydrolase. Gene Ontology annotation, molecular function: beta-glucosidase activity. The record is from RefSeq and is a predicted model, not a curated record. Lineage: Eukaryota; Fungi; Ascomycota; Dothideomycetes; Mytilinidiales; Mytilinidiaceae. Gene Ontology annotation, cellular component: cell surface; extracellular region. Gene Ontology annotation, biological process: glucan catabolic process. The coding region runs from base 1 to 1110 and encodes 369 amino acids. The transcript is spliced from 2 exons.
AUGGCUCCAGACUUGUUUGAUGGUACCGAUGCCAUCGAUCAGUUCACAUUCGACCAAACAGACGAUGCAAACAGCAGGCUUAAGGAGCACUGGGAAAGUUACUUUACCGAGGAUCAUGUCUCUGAGCUGGCCAGUUAUGGGAUUAAUGCUAUCCGUAUACCCGUCGGCUUCUGGGCGUACGAUAACAAAAACACCCCAUACCUCAAAGGAGCUGAUGCAUAUCUUGACCGCGCGGUUCAAUGGGCUAGGGUCAAUGAUAUGAAGGUCUGGGUGGAUCUUCACGGCGCCCCAGGCUCGCAAAACGGCUUCGAUCAUUCUGGUCAGAAGGGCAGCGUCCACUGGCAAACGCCAAAGAACCUUGACCGUACUAUCACAGUCCUGAAAAAGAUAGCCCAGAAAUACGGGAGCAACAAGUAUGCGGACGUAGUGUCUGGGAUCGAGCUCCUCAACGAACCAACCCUCUGGGGAAAGAACGAGCUCUUGAUCACGAAGGAGUGGACACAGCAAGCGUGUGAAGAAGUUCGAGACACCAUAGAGAACAAAAAUCUCCAGAUCGUCGUGCAGGAUGGGUUCAAGGGCUCCGCCACAUGGGUCGAUGUAGUAAAAGACGUUAUCGAGGACCUUAACGAAGACCCUUCAGAACACCAUUCUGAUUUCGCUAUCGACUCACAUUUAUACCAACUCUACAAACUCAAAGAAAUGGCUAUGGACCAACCGCAGCACAUCAUCCAAGCGUGUAAUUGGCGCUACAACUUCGAGGCCGCCCAACGCUCCCAUAUCCCAGUCUACGUCGGCGAAUGGUCUGGCGCGACAAAAAUCUGUGUGGAUAGCAAUGGCACGACCACUGCUGGAGAAACAUGCGACACUGACGGGUGCCAAUGCAUAGCUACGACACCCGUUGAAGAAUGGAACGACUUGGUGAUCGACCAGGUCCGUCGAUAUAUCGAAGCUCAACUGGAUGUCUGGGAGGCUAAUACGAAAGGCUGGUUCUACUGGAACUUUAAAGGGACGGGCGCUUGGGGUUUCAUGGAUGGGAUUGAGAAAGGAUUUAUCCCUAAUCCUGUCACAAGUAGGAAGUACCCUGGGCAGUGUGAUGCAACUUCCUACUGA